Messenger RNA from Seminavis robusta, 819 nucleotides. Lineage: Eukaryota; Bacillariophyta; Bacillariophyceae; Naviculales; Naviculaceae. The record is from the annotation of a GenBank genome assembly.
AUGUCCGUGCAACCAACCACCAACAACAACACCAGCAAUGUGUCCAACAAGAUUUCUUUGGCAGCAGGAUGCUACUGGGGAACUGAAAAAUUCAUUGUCCGCGAUUUCCAAAAGAGACAUCCCAAUAGCAUUCAGUCUGCCCAAGUUGGCUUCAUGAAUCCAACACCCAUGAAGCGCAAGAGCCCCCCCACAUACCGUGAAGUCUGCAGUGGUGUAACAGGAUAUGUCGAGGUCUUGGAUGUGACACUGGCGGAUCCCUCCUUGAUGGAAGAACUGGUCCGCUUUUUCUUCAUGUUCCAUGAUCCCACCACCAAAAACCAACAAGGGAAUGAUAGGGGAACCCAGUAUGCAUCUGCCAUUUUCUGCUUGGAUGAUCAACAAAAGAGCAUUGCCUUGGCAGUCAAAGCAGAGCUGCAACAGGCAGUAUCCAGUGGAAGUGUCUCUUCCUAUCAUGGCAACACUGUUGAAACUGGCAUUUUGAUGUACACCGAGUUCCAUCCUGCUCAUGAAGCUCAUCAACAAUACCUAGCAAAGAAUCCUUCUGGAUACUGCAACCACUUCUUCCGCUUUCGUCAGUGGCCAAAUGUUGCCCUGGUUGAAUCUGUUUUUUCUGACCAAGAUGAUCACACUGUGGAGAAGAAACCAUUGGAACAAAAGAAGAAGAUGUGGAGUGUGAAGAAGCUGCUUCUUUCCCCCAGCAAGAAGGUCUUCAAAACUUCUACCCAAAUCUUUUCCCCGUGUAACCUGUUGCUUCUCACCGAGGUGAUGACACCAUGGAGAAGGAACCAUUGCAACCAAAGAAGAAAAGGUGGAGUGUGA